ACAAAGCCACAAGAAGGAGUGUCCUUUGCUGUCUCAGGCCCCUGCGGAGAGCAGACAGAGGGUGGGCCCUGGGAGGGCUCUCACUCUUCUACUUCCCAUCCCGACUUCCUCAACCCUCUGUCAAACUGGAUUCCUCCUUCACGGAGAAAGCAUCUCCAGGGACAGUCCCCAACCCGGUCCUCAUGCUGCUGGGACUUGUGCUGCUGAUGUGCGCUGCCCCCUGCGAACCAGCCAGUGAAGUGCUGCUUCUGACAGCCAGGCCCUCUCGGCCCAAGGAGGGGGGCUCGAUGACUCUGACCUGUGAGAUGCGGGCCACUUCUCAGAAGCUGGACGCCCCAGUCCAGUUCUGCUUCUUCACAGAUAGUCAAACCCUGGGGCAGGGCUGCAGCCGCUCCCCAGAGCUCCAGCUCCCAACCGUGUGGAGGGAAGACUCGGGCUCCUACUGGUGUGAAGCAAAGACCUCGACCAUCAGAGUCACUUGGAGCCCCAGGAUCCAGAUACAGGUGCAAGGAGUCCCCGUCUGGAACGUGAGCUUGGAGACACAGCCUCCAGGGGGACAAGUGCAGAAGGGAAAGAAGCUGGUUCUCAUCUGCUUGGCCACCCAGGGCACAGGAGACAUCACCUUCUCCUGGUACAAAGGGGCCCUGGGUUUGACCCUGAAAACAAAGACCCAGCGUUCACUCACCGCCACGUUCGAGAUCCCGGCGGUGACAGACAGUGACGCAGAGAAAUACUACUGCACGGCCGACAACGGCUACCGCCCCAGCAUCAGCGAGCUGGUGAGCGUCACUGUCAGAAGUCCAGUGUCCCAUCCCGUCCUCACCCUCAGGGUGCCCGGGGCCCAGGCCUUCCCUGGGGACGUGGUGGAGCUUUGCUGUGAGGCCCAGAGCGGCUCUCCCCCGAUCCAGUACUGGUUUUACCAUGAGGACGUCAUCCUGGGGAGCAUCUUGGCCCCCUCUGGAGGAGGAGCCUCCUUCAACCUCUCUCUGACCACAGAACAUUCUGGAAACUACUCCUGUGAGGCCGACAAUGGCCUGGGGGCCCAGCGCAGCGAGGUGGUGACCCUCAGCAUCACAGUGCCUGUGGAGGACAAAAAGGAACUUCUCGCCUCAGGAGUCCUGGAGGGGCUGCUUGGCACCCUUGGUCCCACCGUUAUGGCCUUAUCGCUCUGCUGUUGGCUCAAGAAAAGAAUGGGAAGACCAGCGGCUGCAGACCCGGGCAGGAGCCCUCCCAGCCCCGUGCCACAGGUGUCCAACUACAUCAACUCAGCUGCCCCACUGCAGGAACAGUUUAUAUACGAGAAUGUGAAUGUCGUAAGCGGGGACGAGGUCUACUCUUUGGUGUACCACAGGCAGCAAGAGCGGCAAGCAGCAGUAGACCCCCGAAGGACACAUACCACAGACCAGGAUGCCUCAGCCAUCUAUUUUAAGCUGAAGAAGGCAAGUCCUGCAGAUGUGGACUAUGAAGAUGCCAUGUAAAGUCCUGGAAGAUUCUGCUCUUUGGAAACCAUCCAUGACCCCAAGCCUCAGAACUGAUAUGUUCUUCAGAGAUCCUGGAGUAGUCAGCUUUCCAGGACUUCUCAUCUAGGUGCUUCCCCUCACCCUCCAGAGUCUAUUCCUGCAUCAGGCCAAAAGCCCUGAAGAAACCAUCCAAAAGACCCAACAUGAACGUAGGGGUGGGGCAUCACUCCUACUGGUUCUUUUAGGCACAGGUCAAAUUGUGCUCUAACUUCAUUCUAUAAGAGGAAACGGGUUGGGUGACCUUGGGAUGGAAGGACAGUGAAGCUCACUUGGAGUGCGUGGACAUGAGGUUAACGAUUCUGCAGGCAGCUAUGCAGAGGUGAGCGCCCAUCCUCUUGUCCAAGUGCAGAUGCCCUCUGUGUUGAACUCCAGAAUAACCCUGACACAUACAUGACUCUUCCUCUUUCUGCAUGAAAUAUGUGACUUGGUGCACUUGGAGUCACUAUAUCAUUAUCCACAGUGACUAUGGGUACAUUCAAUUUCAGUGACAUGUUUUGUAUUCACAGACUCAUCUAGAUGCCCCCAUAUUUAUCAUGACAUACAAUCAUUGUGUCACCACACCCAAAGUUCUGCAUUUGCUGCACCUCUAGAAGCUUAUGAAUAUAAUUUUUCCUCUUUUAUUUACGAACUUCAAAAAAAAUGUGACAAUACAAUUUGGAGUCCAUGUUUUCAUUUUAAAACAGUUAAUUAUACACCAACUCUUACAAAUUAAAACAAUUUAGAAGUAUAUAAUAUAAAAUGUUGGAGGCUUCCCUAUAUCUAACACCACAAGUGGUACCCCUGUGUUUAAUAACAGCAUUGAUGGGGCGCCUGGGUGGCUCAGUUGUUAAGUAUCUGCCUUCAGCUUG
Messenger RNA from Lontra canadensis (Northern American river otter), 2368 nucleotides. RefSeq names its product Fc receptor like 1 (gene FCRL1). Gene Ontology annotation, biological process: cell surface receptor signaling pathway. Gene Ontology annotation, molecular function: transmembrane signaling receptor activity. The transcript is spliced from 11 exons. The record is from RefSeq and is a predicted model, not a curated record. The coding region runs from base 183 to 1478 and encodes 431 amino acids. NCBI's taxonomy places the organism in Eukaryota, Metazoa, Chordata, Mammalia, Carnivora, Mustelidae.